UUUUUUUUUUUUUUUUUAUUACAAAACUUUUUUUUUAUUCACAAAUAAUUUAAAAAGAAAUAAUGGAACAAAAAAGAUUACAAGAUUCUUUAGAAAGAAAGGCAGAUUGGAAAUAUUGGGGUACAUACGUUAGUGACCGUCAAUGGGCAACUGUUAGAGAGGAUUAUAGUUCAGAUAAUCAAACAUGGUCUUAUUUCCCACAUGAUCAUGCAAGAAGUAGAGCUUAUAGAUGGUCAGAGGAUGCACUUGGUGGUUUUUGUAAUAGAUUUCAAAAUGUUUGUUUAGGUUUAGCUUUUUGGAAUGAAAAUGACCCAAUUAUCAAGGAAAGAUUAUUCGGACUUGGUGGAAAUGAGGGAAAUCAUGGGGAGGAUUGCAAAGAGCAUUACUUUUAUGUUGAUAAUACACCAACUCACUCUUAUUCAAAAAUGUUAUACAAGUAUCCAAUGAAUGAAUAUCCUUAUAGCAAAUUAGUUAGUGUUAAUGGUCAACGUUCAAAACAAGAGUCAGAAUAUGAACUUGAAGACACCGGUAUUUUCGACAAUAAUGAAUAUUUUGAUUGUUUCAUAGAGUAUGCAAAGGCCGAUCAAGAAGAUAUUUUAUGCAGAGUUACCGUUCACAAUCGUUCAACUGAUAAAGAGGCACCAAUUCAUGUAUUACCACAUCUUUGGUUUAGAAAUACUUGGUCUUGGGGUUACACUGACCGUCGUCCAUAUAUCCACAAACACACUCAUAACCAAUUGGUAUCAGAAGAGGUUCAUAUUGGUAAAAGAUAUUAUAUUGUACAAACUGAUGAGUCAGAGCAACACGCUGAUACAAAUUCAAAAGAAAUUAAUUAUCUUUUUACAGAAAACGAUACAAAUACUCAAAAGCUUUUCAAUUGGCCAAAUGCUAGCCCAUAUGUCAAAGAUGGUAUUAAUAACGCCGUUGUAAACAAGUGGAUGGAUUGUGUAAAUCAUAGCAGUGGUACAAAGGUAGCAGCUCAUUGUAAGAAAACUUUAAAGCCAGGUGAGUCAUUUACUGUUAAAAUUAGAUUUGCAAAUUACGAGUUUGAUGAGAAUGAAGCUUUUGCAGAUUUUGAUCAAGUUUUCAAAGAUAGAAUUAGAGAAGCCGAUGAAUUUUAUGAAAAUAUUGUUUAUAAAAAUAAUGACUGUGGUAUUGAUUUUAUGGAUAAAGAUUUAAAGCUAAUUCAAAGACAAUCAUUGGCAGGUUUGCUUUGGACCAAACAAUAUUAUCACUUUGGGGUUAAUAUGUGGAAGAAUGGUGACCCAGCACAUCCAAGAGCUCACCCAGUUCACAGAAAUAACCAUUGGGAUCAUUUUUAUGCAAAUGACGUUAUUAGUAUGCCAGAUAAGUGGGAAUUUCCUUUCCUUGCCUCAUGGGAUUUAGCCUUUCAAAUGAUACCAAUGAUGUUGGUCGAUAUUGAAUGGACUAAAAGACAACUAAUUUUGGUUACUCGUGAAUGGUAUACUCAUUCCUCCGGUCAAUUCCCAGCUUAUGAGUUUGAUUUUGGUGAUGUAAAUCCCCCAGUUCAUGCCUGGGCUACUCUCGAGGUAUACAAUCAUAUUUUAAAAACCACUGGUGUUAAAGAUUUAGAAUUUUUAGAGCAAAUUUUCCAUAAGUGUCUUUUAAAUUUCACAUGGUGGGUUAACAAAAAAGAUAUCAAAGGUAACAAUAUCUUUGAGGGUGGUUUCUUGGGUUUAGAUAAUAUUGGUGUUUUCGAUCGUUCCUCAUCAUUGCCAAAUGGUGCAAAACUUCAACAGGCCGAUGGAACCUCAUGGAUGGCUUUUUACAGUGCCAAUAUGUUAAAGAUCGCUUUAAUUUUAGCCAAAGAGAGAAGAGCCUACGAAUCAAUUGCAACUAAGUUCUUAGAGCAUUUUAUUAAUAUAGCUAAAAGUAUUAAUUCAAGAAAUGGUUUAUGGAAUAACGAUGAUGGUUUUUAUUUCGAUUCAAUUGUUUCACCAGGUCAAACCGAAUCACAUCAAAUUAAAGUUUAUUCAUUUGUUGGUUUAAUUCCAUUAUUUGCAGCAGAGAUUUUAGAUUAUGAAACAUUACAGGCACUACCAAAAUUCAAAGAGCGUUUAGAUUGGUUUGUUAGAUAUCGUCCAAAUCUUGUUAAAAACAUUGCCCCAUUCACAUCACCAGGUCAAAAUAAAUCAAGAUUGCUCUCAAUUGUUAAUCGUGAAAAAUUAGAAAUGAUUCUCAAGAAAAUGUUAGAUGAAAAUUGGUUCCUUUCUGAAAAUGGUAUCAGAUCAUUAUCAAAACAUCAUCUUCACGAACCAUACAGAAUGGAAGGUACUGAUGCAUGUGUAACCUAUCUCCCAGCUGAGUCCGAUAGUGGUAUGUUUGGUGGCAAUUCAAAUUGGCGUGGUACCAUUUGGUUAGCAGUAAACUAUUUAAUGAUACAAUCAUUAAGAACCUAUUAUCAAUACUAUGGUGAUGAAUUACAGAUCGAAUACCCAACAGGUUCAGAAAAUUUUGUUAAUUUAGAAUUUAUUGCAGAUGAUAUUUCAAAACGUUUAAUUGGUAUCUUUAGAGAAAAUAAAGAAACCGGUUCAAGAAAAUUCUCUCAAGUUAAACCAAUCUUCAAAAAUGAACACUGGAAGGAUUAUUUAUUAUUUAAUGAAUAUUUCCAUGGUGAUACCGCUCAAGGAUUGGGCGCCUCUCAUCAAACUGGUUGGACUGCAUUAGUUGGGAAAUUAAUUAGCGAAAUUAAAUUUAAUAAAUCAAAUUAAAUAAUAUUAUUUAAAAAUAAAUAAUAUAUUAUAAAAACAAAAAUUUUAAAAAUAAAAUACAAGACAGCCAAUAUUUUCUUUUUUAUUUUUUUUUAAAUUUAAAGAACACAAAU
This is a messenger RNA of Dictyostelium purpureum, 2845 nucleotides long. RefSeq lists its product as uncharacterized. Gene Ontology annotation, cellular component: endoplasmic reticulum membrane. Gene Ontology annotation, biological process: oligosaccharide metabolic process; protein N-linked glycosylation. The transcript has 4 exons. Lineage: Eukaryota; Evosea; Eumycetozoa; Dictyosteliales; Dictyosteliaceae. The record is from RefSeq and is a predicted model, not a curated record. Gene Ontology annotation, molecular function: Glc3Man9GlcNAc2 oligosaccharide glucosidase activity. The coding region runs from base 63 to 2732 and encodes 889 amino acids.